CAUUGUGUCGCCGUAAAUCCUCCGCGCCGGCAGAUGGCGCUGCCGCACAAACCUGAACUGGAUCUUUCAAUGGAAGAAGUAGUGUUAAGUACACUUCCCACACUGCAGCCGCAACAACAGUUGCCCUACUUAGCAUAAAAUCUAUCUAACAAACACAAUUUGCGUCGAUUAAAAUGGAUAACAGUGACGAUGAGAUGGAGGACGAUGAAACCGAGUGGAAGAGCAGUUUCGUGGACUCAGUCCCACUCAACCCCGCUGCUGCUGCUUCUGGUUCAAGUCUCAAUAAGACAUCAGGUCCAUCACCUGCACAUAGAGUUAUUCUGCAUUUUGACCUGGACUGCUUCUAUGCCCAAGUGGAAAUGAUCAGAAACCCAGCAUUGAGAGAGGUCCCUUUAGGUAUUCAGCAGAAAAACAUCAUAGUCACCUGUAACUAUGUGGCAAGAGAUCAGGGUGUCAACAAGCUGAUGUAUGUGACUGAUGCUAUGGAGAAAUGUCCUCAGCUGGUGCUGGUUAAAGGAGAGGACCUGACACACUACAGGGAGAUGUCCUAUAAAUUGACAGAGCUGCUGAUGUCCUAUUCUCCACUGGUAGAGAGGCUUGGAUUUGAUGAAAACUUCAUGGACAUCACAAAGAUGGUAGAACAAAGGCUAGCACAGACACCAGAGUCUAGCAGCUUUUCAUUUAAAGGACAUGUCUACAAUCAUUUCAGUGCAGAAGUUGAAGCCAAUGAUCAUCCAAGGUUGGCACAAGGUUCACACAUUGCAUCAGAGCUAAGAGAAGCCAUUUACAGCAAACUGGGUCUGACCGGCUGUGCUGGCAUCGCCACAAACAAGCUACUGGCCAAACUUGUGUCAGGCACCUUCAAACCCAACCAGCAAACCACCCUGUUGCCGGAGAAUGUCAGCGACAUCAUGAGCUGCCUGAGCAGCCUCCGUAAAGUACCGGGGGUGGGUCACCAAACUGCAAAAAGACUUCAAACCCUGGGAUUGGUUAGCGUGAAAGACCUCCAGCUCUCCCCACUGAAUGACUUGGUGAGAGAGUUUGGAGGUGCCAGUGCUCAGCGGUUGAAGAAUCUGGCCCUUGGUAUUGAUGACUCACCUGUCACCCCAACUGGGGCCCCACAGUCUCUCAGUGAUGAAGACUCCUUCAAGAAAAUUUCAUCAACUAAAGAGGUUUUGGAAAAGAUUCAGGAACUCCUGAGCAGUCUGGUGGACAGGAUGCACAAAGAUGGCAGGCAGCCUCAAACCUUCCGCCUAACCAUCCGUAGAUACUCGGCGACCAACAAGUGGUUCAGUCGGGAGAGCCGGCAGUGUCCAAUCCCCAACCACAUAGGACAGAAGAUCACCUCUGACAGCAGUGAUGACGCUGUGGUCCAGUUGGUCACACUGGCUAUGAAGCUCUUCAACAAGAUGGUGGACAGCAGUGCCCCCUUCCACCUCACCCUCAUCAAUGUUUGCUUCAGUAACCUGCAGACCAGGGGAGCUGCUGUCAGCGGAAAGGGCUCCAUAACAUCUUUCUUCACAAACAGCACUUCUCCCAGAAAAACACAACUCUUCUCAUCACAAAUCCAGGAUGAUUCCUGUCAGAGAGGGGAUAGUCACUGCAUGGAUCAUCAGUUCAGCACACAGAGCGUGGUUACACAACACAUCUCACAAAAGACAGUUGCCACAAAAAGCCCUCGAAGCUUGGAGGCAGAAUUACGUGGGUUUGAAAGAAAACAUGUUGCGGUAGAAGGCCCUCCACUUCAGAGAGUAUCCUGCUGCACAGUGCGGUCAGACCAUGAAGACACAAAUAUCACGGUGACACAUCGAUUGCCCCCGAAUGUUGACCCCGAAGUGUUCAGGCUUCUCCCUGAGGAAAUCCAGAAGGAGCUGUUAUCUCCUGCUUACACAAACUGUCUCCCUGGCACUUCAGCAAGCUCAUCUGUCGUCAUCGAUGUCCCCUGCAUAACAAAAAACAAUUCCCCACUGUCAUUUACAAACUCACAAAAUAUUAAAGACACAAAAGAGGCUUCAGACGAAUUGGAUUCAUUUAACAGGCUGACCAGCGUGAAUCAUGAAAGCCCUGAGGGCACAAGUAUGCUUCCUGAAGAAGACGUCAUGGAAGAAGAGACACCGUCAUUCCCCCGGUCUUCUGACUGCGAGUUCCCGGGAAAUGUGGACCCUAAGGUGUUUUCUGAGCUUCCGCCGGACAUACAGAGGGAGCUGAUGUCUGAAUGGAAGCAACAGAAGGCGGUUCUGAAGAUGCCUUCGUCCAGGAAACCAGGGAGAAGCUUGAUGAGCAAAGACAGAAAAGCUGCAGGAAAAGGCAGUCAGACAAACAACUUGUUCAAGUAUUUCAAACCCAGUUAGAGCGGGACAAAUUACCUCUGCCAAAAAGAAUGUCUUGCAGGAAAAGCUCAUGUUUAGUUAUGUUAUUUCUCUCAUGGAAAAUCUCCUCUUUUAUUUUGUGGUUGUUCUCAUGUGAUAUAUACAGGGAGUGGACAAAAUAAAAGAAACACUUCACAGUAUUCUGUGGUAGCCCUUUAGCGAGGAACAAUUUGGCGAGGCGUUUUUUU
Messenger RNA from Epinephelus fuscoguttatus (brown-marbled grouper), 2557 nucleotides. RefSeq names its product polymerase (DNA directed) iota (gene poli). Bases 174 to 2351 code for a protein of 725 amino acids. The transcript has 10 exons. Gene Ontology annotation, molecular function: damaged DNA binding; DNA-directed DNA polymerase activity. Gene Ontology annotation, biological process: translesion synthesis. NCBI's taxonomy places the organism in Eukaryota, Metazoa, Chordata, Actinopteri, Perciformes, Serranidae. The record is from RefSeq and is a predicted model, not a curated record.